Prunus avium (sweet cherry) is the source of this 3981-nucleotide messenger RNA. RefSeq names its product Leucine-rich receptor-like protein kinase family protein (gene CLV1). Gene Ontology annotation, biological process: protein phosphorylation. The record is from RefSeq and is a predicted model, not a curated record. Gene Ontology annotation, molecular function: ATP binding; protein binding; protein kinase activity. Lineage: Eukaryota; Viridiplantae; Streptophyta; Magnoliopsida; Rosales; Rosaceae.
CAAGGAUUAGUAAAACGUAAACUUGGAUAAUACUGGGAUUUAGUAAGGAGGAAGAAAUUAUAUCACGUCAAAGUAAAACUGGUGAAGCUGACACGGGAGGGCAGGGACGAGAAGAGACAUCUCUGCCACUGCCAGCAGCAAUAUUGUCAAGUAUCUGGCAUUGAGACGACCACCCCAUCACGCCGUCAAAACACACCUAUCCCAUUGAGAGAGGGAAAAAGUACAACCCAUUAACGCCGUCAAUCUCAACGUCCACUACAGUCUGCCCGGUACCUGUACGAAAUAUACAAGGCGCGCCCUAGUCCACACAGAGACUUAACCAUCCGUCUAGCACCGUGAAUUGAGUAGGGUACUGUGGGGCCCGCAACCCAAACUGCCCGGUCUUACUUGACAGACGGACGGACAGACAGACAGACCCCUAUAGCUAUGCUUGCUAUAGGACAUGAAAUUAGAAUCGUCUCUCCCUCAUGCAAGAUGCAACUCGCUUUCUCCCACUCUCAUCACUUCCCAGUUUUUCCAUUUGUUUAUCCAUUAUUAUAAUUAUUAUUCAACUUUGACGCUGAUACUUCUUCGAUUCUCCUCCCAAUUUCCCAAAGGCCAAACCACCAAACCCAAUCCCACCACCAUAUUAUUGCAUUGUGCUCAACUUCGCAUAUAUACAAGUAACGCUAUCUGCAGAAGCACAAAGAACGAAAUAAGGAACCAACAUCACCAUUAAUUAAAGAUGGUAAGCUCCAGUUGCUGCCAGAUUCUCACCAUUUGCUUUAUGAUUUUCCUUUUCUGCUCACCGUGCGGCGGAUACGGUGACCUUCACGCACUGUUGAAACUCAAGUCCGCCAUGAUUGGACCCAAAGGUUCAGGCCUCGAGGACUGGAACACUUCGUCCUUGUCUCCCUCAUUUCACUGCUCCUUCUCCGGAGUUUUGUGCGACAGCGACUCCCGAGUGGUUGCUCUCAACGUCUCCAAUCAGCCUCUGUUAGGCACUCUUCCGCCGGAGAUUGGGCUCCUCAACAAGCUCGUCAACCUCACUAUCGCCGGGGACAACAUCACAGGGAGGCUUCCAAUGCAGAUGGCCAACCUCACCGCUCUCAGGCACUUGAACAUCUCCAACAACGUCUUCAGGGGCAGAUUCCCAGGCAAUAUCACGCUCCAAAUGACGGAGCUCCAAGUUCUCGACGCCUACAACAACAACUUCACGGGCACACUUCCUCUGGAGAUCGUCAAUCUCAAAAAUCUCAAACAUCUCCAACUAGGCGGGAACUACUUCACCGGCAACAUCCCCGAGACUUACUCGGAGAUGCAGAGCUUGGAGUAUUUAGGCCUCAACGGCAACUGGCUCACCGGAAAGUUCCCGGCGAGCUUGGCUCGUUUGAAAAAUCUCAAGGAAAUGUACGUCGGCUACUAUAACAGUUACGACGGCGGAAUUCCACCGGAGUUGGGAUCGUUGAGCUCUCUGCAGGUCCUAGACAUGGCCAGCUGUAACCUCAGCGGCACCAUACCCACCAAUCUCAGCUUUUUGAAGAAUUUGAACUCUCUGUUUCUACAGAUAAAUCGUCUCAGCGGCGGCAUACCUCCGGAACUAUCUGGCUUGGUCAGCCUCAUGUCUUUGGAUCUCUCCAUCAACGAUCUCACCGGAGAGAUACCCCAGAGCUUCUCAGAGCUCAAGAACAUCACGCUUAUCAAUUUGUACAAGAACAAUCUCUACGGCGCAAUUCCUAGGUUCGUUGGUGAUUUUCCUCAUCUGGAGGUGCUUCAGGUUUGGGAGAACAACUUUACGUUCGAGCUGCCGGAGAAUCUCGGCCGGAACGGAAGGCUCAAGGACAUCGAUAUCACCGGAAACCACAUCACCGGGUUUAUUCCUCGGGAUUUGUGCGAAGGAGGGCAGUUGAAGACGGCGAUUCUGAUGGAUAACCACUUCUUCGGGCCCAUUCCUGAGGAACUCGGCCGGUGCAAAUCGCUCGUCAAAAUUCGAAUGAUGAAAAACACUCUCACUGGAACUAUUCCUGCUGGCAUUUUCAGUUUGCCUAAUGUAAGUAUGAUCGAGCUCAAUGAUAACUACUUGUCUGGCCAACUUCCAGAGCAAAUGUCUGCAGGCUUACUUGGAAUUCUCACUCUUUCUCGGAAUCGGAUUUCCGGGAAAAUCCCGCCGGCGAUUGGAAAUCUCAAGAGUUUGCAAACUCUUUCCCUGGAGAUGAACAGAUUUUCCGGUGAAAUUCCGACGGAGAUAUUUGAUCUGAAGUCGUUGUCGAAGAUCAACAUCAGCGCCAACAACCUCAGCAGUGAAAUUCCGGCAUCAAUUUCUCAGUGUUCCUCUCUAGCCUUCGCUGAUCUUAGUCAAAACAAUCUGAUUGGGGAAAUUCCGAGAGGCAUCUCCAAGCUGAGAGUCCUGAGCAUUCUCAAUUUGUCUAGCAACCAACUCACGGGCGAAAUUCCCAAUGAAAUUCGCAAUAUGACCAGCCUCACAACGCUCGAUCUCUCCGAUAACAACUUCAUCGGCAAACUCCCAACCGGCGGUCAGUUUAUGGUCUUCAACGACACGUCGUUUGCUGGAAACCCGUAUCUCUGUUCCCCGCAGCGCCACGUCCAGUGCCCAUCGUUUCCACACCACAAGGCGUUUGGUUCGUCCAGGAUCGCUCUUAUCGUAAUUGGACUCGCUACGGUUCUGCUAUUCUUGUUUAUCACCGUGUAUAGAAUGAGAAGGAGAGAGAUGCAGAAAUCUAGGGCUUGGAGGCUCACCGCCUUCCAACGGCUCGAUUUCAAAGCCGAGGACGUGCUGGAGUGUUUGAAGGAAGAGAACAUCAUAGGCAAAGGCGGUGCUGGGAUUGUGUACCGGUCCAUGCCAGACCUCGUUGACGUGGCAAUCAAACGGCUAGUGGGGCGGGGCACCGGACGUAACUGUAACGAUCACGGUUUUUCGGCGGAAAUAAAAACGCUGGGACGAAUCAGGCACCGAAAUAUCGUGAGGCUGUUGGGGUACGUGUCGAACAAGGACACGAAUUUGCUGUUGUACGAGUACAUGCCAAAUGGGAGCCUGGGGGAGUUGUUGCAUGGGUCAAAGGGAGGGCAUUUGCAGUGGGAUAGGAGGUACAGGAUCGCUGUGGAGGCAGCCAAGGGAUUGUGUUACCUCCACCAUGACUGCUCACCUCUGAUUAUACACAGGGAUGUCAAGUCCAAUAACAUCUUGUUGGACUCUGACUUGGAGGCCCAUGUUGCCGAUUUUGGGCUCGCUAAGUUCUUGCAAGAUGCUGGUGCUUCCGAGUGCAUGUCUUCCAUUGCUGGUUCCUAUGGCUACAUAGCCCCAGAGUACGCUUACACACUGAAAGUGGACGAGAAAAGCGACGUGUACAGCUUUGGUGUGGUUCUGUUAGAGCUAAUAGCCGGGAGGAAGCCGGUGGGUGAAUUCGGAGACGGGGUGGACAUAGUAAGGUGGGUGAGGAAAACAACAUCAGAACUGUCUCAGCCGUCGGAUGCAGCAUCAGUACUGGCAGUGGUGGAUGCAAGGCUGUGUGGGUACCCACUGGCAGGGGUGAUACACUUGUUCAAGAUUGCCAUGAUGUGCGUGGAGGAUGAGAGCUCCGCGAGACCUACAAUGAGGGAAGUGGUUCACAUGCUCACUAAUCCUCCACGCUCUGCUCCAAGCCUUCCCAACCUGUAGCGCCUACUAAUAUUUUUGAGUAAAUAAAAUCGCAGCAUCCCCACCAAGUUCAAAUAAUUUAGUGCUAAGAGUUCGUGAGUGCAUAACAAAGUAGUUGCCAAUGUCAUUGCCACGGUAUAGUAGGAGAAGGGUUCAAAUAUAUUAUUGCUUUUCACUGAAAUGGAUCCAUUUUCCUUUUUGUCACUGUAAAUAUAUGUCUCGUCUUUUCUUCUUCUUCAUGUAACUUUAUAGUGUAAUGUAAUAUGAUGCUUCGGUUCUUUGGUUACUUAUUCUUCUCAUCUAACUUGUAAUGACUCUUGAAGAAGAUAAUAAAUCACAUUGGACUA